CCGCAGACCUGGCACAGCGCCACGCUCCCAAAACCCGGGCUAGAUUGCUUUGAAUGUACGAAACGGCGCGUCCGAUGCGACCGUACACAGCCGUGCUGCUGCAAAUGUCGGAAAAAGGGCAUCGAGUGUAGCGGCUUCGGGGUCCGGCAUCGCUUCGCUCGCGGCGUAGCUUCCAGGGGUAAAUGGGCCGGCAAGACAAUGCAAGCUAUUUUUGACGAUGACGAUGAUGAGAGACAUGAGUGA
Clonostachys byssicola is the source of this 243-nucleotide messenger RNA. Lineage: Eukaryota; Fungi; Ascomycota; Sordariomycetes; Hypocreales; Bionectriaceae. The record is from the annotation of a GenBank genome assembly.